Messenger RNA from Armigeres subalbatus, 2115 nucleotides. RefSeq lists its product as uncharacterized. The record is from RefSeq and is a predicted model, not a curated record. The transcript has 4 exons. NCBI's taxonomy places the organism in Eukaryota, Metazoa, Arthropoda, Insecta, Diptera, Culicidae. Gene Ontology annotation, molecular function: catalytic activity. Bases 1 to 2115 code for a protein of 704 amino acids.
AUGGACGUCAACGUUGACUACGAGGCGAUCAACAUAUACCGACAGCUCGGCAGUUCGGUUUCAACUUCCGGCAUGGACACCGCUCCCACUAGGAGUCUACGAGUGUAUUACCAAAAUACUAGAGGACUUUCUACCAAAUUGGACGACGUUUAUCUGGCUGUGCUUGAUGGCGAGUAUGAUGUUUAUGUGUUCACCGAAACCUGGCUUGAUGGGAGAAUCAACUCACUCCAACUUUUCGGUGACAACUUCGUCGUUUAUAGAGUGGAUCGCAGUAUAUCUAAUAGCUCUCGCGUGCGUGGUGGCGGUGUUCUAGUUGCUGUUUCCAAUGAGCUUAUUUCCUGCCAGAUCGCUGUCGGACAAUUCAAUUCAAUUGAGACUGUUUGGGCCAAAAUAAGUCUCUCUAGACGCAGCAUUUUCAUCGGUGCCUCGUACAUUCCUCCCGACCGACGACAUGAUUGCAGUGUAAUACAACUUCAUCUUGGUGCUACAGAAUUUGCCUCUGCUUUGGCCUUAUCAUCGGAUGUGGUUCUUCUGCUUGGAGACUUCAAUCAACCCGGACUUGUCUGGUCUCUCUCGCACCAUGGAUAUACGUUUCCUGAUCCGCUUUCGUCUACAACUACACCUGCUAGUCGCCAACUAGUCGAUGGAAUUGCUUUUCUUGGACUCAGCCAAAUCAAUAGGAUUUCCAACUUUCAAUCAAACAUGCUCGACUUGGUGUUUAUCAAUGAUUAUUCACUGCAUGAAUGCACUGUCCUUGAGGCUCCGGACGCCGUUGUGCCACUUGACAACUAUCAUCCUGCGUUGGAUAUAUCUAUUGACAACAGAUUUAAUCUACGUUUCGAUGGACCUGUGAGUGACGACCGACUCAAUUUUCGCAAAACCGAUUUUCAACAGCUCCGACAAUGCUUGUCCCGUAUUGACUGGAAUGUUUUAGACCGCCUGGACAUCGAAUCAGCUGUAGACCGCUUCAACUGUCUGCUACGUGACUCCGUUUCAGCCACUGUACCGAAGCGAAAGCCUCCGAGGAAACCACCGUGGACUAAUGCUCUAUUACGCAACCUGAAAAGAGUGCGCGCUAGAGCUCUUCGCGCUUAUACUUAUCGACGGUGUGCCUUCACUAAACGGAACUUCAACAUUGCCAGCAAUGAUUAUCGGCAGUAUAAUAAACUUCGUUACAAACAUUAUGUUCAUCUCACGCAACAAAAUCUCCGACGACACCCUAAGAAGUUUUGGUCUUUCGUGAAUUCUAAAAGGAAGGAAACUGGACUGCCAUCAAGUGUUUUUCUCGAUAACGACAUUGCGCUGAAUACUGAGGAGAAAUGCAGCCUUUUCGCUAAACACUUCUCAAGUGUAUUCUCGAGCUAUUCGCCUUCUCAGGAUGACACUGAUAGAGCUGUGAGUGGAGUACCUAGUAAUGUAGUGGAUGUGGACGUCUUUGAUAUAGACGUUCAAAUGGUUCUGUCAGCGAUAAGUCAGAUUAAAUCAUCAUUUUCUCCUGGACCUAGCGUUCUUCCAUCGGCCGUGCUGAAGAAAUGCUCUGAUAUUCUAGCUGUUCCACUUUGUCUACUAUUCAACCUAUCACUCCAGCAGACCCCUUGCCAAAAGGAAGUCUCAGAUGUGGAAGGAAAGAGAAAAAAGUUGAAACCGCAGAAAAAGCCAGCACAGGCCAAAACCAAAGACUAUGAAGCUAUGUUUGCAGCUAUCCAACAAUCAUCCAAUGAGAGUCGACAACAUAGCCUGAAAUCUUCUGUAUGCGCUUCACUUGCAUCGGAAAUAGGAUGUCAGGAAACGGAUGAUCCUUCCAGAGAAGACGUACAAAUGAAUGUACAACGGAUUCCGAAGGAAACGGUAAUGACAUCACAGCCAAUACUCACUGGUUCUCAGAUGACACAACCGAUACAAGCUCAACCCCAAGUAAUAAAACUGGGCCCUGUAAUACUGCCAGCACCAUCCAGCAAAUUUUUAUCACAGCAACAAUUCAACAAUCAACAGUCGUCCCCAUCAAUGGUAACUCAUGAGACUACCGGAGGAAUUGUAGGAGCCCAAGUGCUGCCUUAUCAAACAGUCGUGCAAACAUCUGCUGAUGCAACAAUGUUCAACCACCCACCCACGUAG